Molecule: messenger RNA, 3497 nt
Organism: Lytechinus pictus (painted urchin)
Lineage: Eukaryota; Metazoa; Echinodermata; Echinoidea; Temnopleuroida; Toxopneustidae
Product: major facilitator superfamily domain-containing protein 6-like
Exons: 4
Coding region: 38-2194 (718 amino acids)
Cellular component (GO): membrane
Molecular function (GO): transmembrane transporter activity
Source: RefSeq, a predicted model, not a curated record
UUCAAGCUCUCGUGAUAAACUGUACUUUAGGUGCAGCAUGGAUAGGGACAGUGACGACAGUCAUGGCGUCCAAGCUGUCGGGACAUAUGGUGAUGUCAGAGCUGAUACAGCUGAAAUGACAGAGCAUGGGAAGUUUAAAGAAGAGGAGAAUGAUGUCGAUACCGACGAACACUUUUUCGUCGACCACCAAAAGGCCAACAAGAACGAAGGCGAUGAUCACGGGAUAGAACUUUCUAAAACUUUAAGUGAAGGAUCAGUGGUUCUUGAACUUGAGCAGCUACGUCAACCAUUGAAUGAACGGUUUUCUCGAAUCGAUAAUGAUUACAACGCGACCCAAAAUAACGAUAUUUGUCAUGAUGAUGAUGAUGAACAUGAAUCCAGAGACAACCAAGACAGAAAUGGUAGUAAAAAUAAAUUGGAGGAUAGCGUAGACCAGACGAAGAAAAAUGGAACCAGGAUUUUCAUUGCUGUUAAAGCAACUUAUUUUCUUUUCGUUGCUGGUGUGGCUUGCUUGUUGCCUUUCCUUCCAGUCUAUAUGUCGUACCUUGGACUUGGUGUGAUGGAUAUCAGUAUAAUCACCACUCUGGGACCCUUCUUCGCCAUGGCGGCAUCAUCUCUAUGCGGAACAUUAUCAGACAGAUUCAGAUUGCACAAAGUGAUGCUACUCACAUGCUAUUGUGCAACAGCUUUAGUUUACGGAAGUAGCGUUUUCAUGCCCUUUAUUUCACCCAGUCUGAGUACUCAAAUAAGUUUCAAGCAUACUGAGCAAAACGCGAGCAACGCAACAUCUUACAUAGGGCGAAAAUUAAGCGUCUUCUAUCAUGUAGAUCCAGAGAAGUCGACAGGCAAUCAAUCUUGUAGAUUCCAGAACACAACGCACUUGGACUUCAUGGACCUAAGUACAUGCAAGUUCUCAAUAAUCGAGAGGCGAAACACAUCGAAUAUUGCAUCCUUUCUGGAGAAUCUCUGUGGAUGUUCGUUUACUGACCUUGCAACAAUUACCGCUUCUGAUCACGAGAAUGGGAGCCGUCGGAUCGGCGAUGGUGUUGUUCCAUACGAAAUAUGCCUAUUAUACAAUGAUUUGAUGAAGGCACAUGUCAAUCAAUACAAUUUAAUAGAGUGUGAUUUAUCAGUAAAGUACAAAGAUUUUUUCAACAGUGCAGUUCUUGUAAAUAUGUAUGAUGAAACACAAAACCUGAACGGGAGCGCCUCUCAGUCGCAUGGCAUGCAGGAGGGGGAUCUUCUCGAUGUUUUUGUGAUUAUGCUCGCGAUAUGCCUCAUCGGAUCAAUGUUUAAAUUCUCAGCUGAACCUCUUCUUGAUGCGUCCACAAUGACACUCAUCGACGAAUUUAAAGAAAUUGGGCAGAAUUUUGAGUAUGGCCGCCAGCGAGUGUUCGGGGCUAUAGCACUUGCUAUAUUUGCGCCCCUCUCAGGUAUCAUUGUCUCGUCAUAUGCUUCAGUCAAUCCGAACGGAUUCAACUUGUACCUUCCUGCAUUUAUACUCUUUGUAUCCAUAGUUGCACUUUCUAUAGCAACUGCUUCUCGUAUCCCAAUUCGCGUUAAACAGCAAAUCACAAAGUACUCGUUCAGGGACGCGAAAGACAUCAUCUUAACACCGAAGGUGAUCGUUUUUUUUUUCGUCAUGUUCACAAUUGGAGUCAUGAUGUCAUUCGUCAAAACAUAUUUAUUUUUGUUCAUAGCAGAAAUAAAUGGAGAUGAGACUGUUAUGGGUUUGAGCUUGACCGUUUCUUGUGUUGCUGAGGUGCCCUUUAUGGCGUUUGCAUCGUUGUUCAUUGAUAAGCUCGGUCACCGAAGUGUCAUUGGAAUUGCUCUCGCUGGCUACGUCGUGAGGUUUAUCUGCUACUCGCUCCUGCAGAACCCUUGGACCGUCCUACCAAUUGAACUUCUUCAUGGGAUCACUUUUGGCUCCAUGUGGCCGGCAGCAGUAUCCUAUAUUCAUCAAAACUCCCCCCCAGACCUGGCCGCCACCUUGCAGUCACUUACGCACAGCAUCAUAAACGGUUUCGGACAGGGGGUCGGAAUCCUUAUUGGCGGAGUCAUUUACGCCAACUUUGGAGCCAGGAUCCUGUUUGGGGGAUCCGCAAUUUUAUCUUUUGUGACACUCGUCUUGUAUUUCGUCGUCAGCCUCAUCCUCGACAGACAAGAAAGAGCUCGAGGAUACGACAAGUUGUGAACACUAACCAGAGUUCCAUUUGUGUCACUCCACUGGCACUCCCCAACUUCUUACUUUCAAUACAUGCUUCACAUUGAGGGCCGCAAAAUAUAAAUUGAUCAUGAUAUAUGCAAUCUUAAAUGUUGUGUAUCAUUGGAAAAAAUAUCUCAACCCAAGGCAUGAUGCAGCCAUUUUGCCAAGCUUAUAAACAGUGACUGGCAUUUUUUUGGUAAAAAAUGUGAAAUUAAAUAUUGUUAAUUAAUUAGUGUAAUUAAUAUGCAUACAAUAACAGAUGAUUAUUCAAUUUUUGUAUUUUUGAUACAGAUUAAUUAUCGAUGUCACAAGAUUAAAAUGCAAAAUACUAGGGUGAUCCAAUGUUGCAUUAACUUUUGACACCAUUUUAUGUGCAGCAAGUCCAAUUUGAGAAAAACACAUUUCAAAAUUCAUAUUUAUAUUGACGUCUAUGUAAUAAUUAGCUGUUAAUUAUUCAUUUGAAGGAAAAAUAAAGAUAUUUGAGACUUAAAACUCUUUUGUUAUUUACAUAAUGGUAAUACCUGUAACAUAUCUCAAUCAUUUUUUUGACCAUUUUUACCCUGUUCGCGAAAUUGGACCACCUUAUGCCAUGGGAACAAAUGUAUAUAUAUAUAUAUAUAUAUACUGUAUAUAUAAUUGAAAGGAUGCUAAUACAGCAAUAAAGCAUUGAGACGUAGCCUGGUCUUUGUUUCAUCAGGUUUAAAACGAGCUUUCGGCAAUCGGGCCUUCUUCAGGUAUCUGAAGAUAAACAAAUGAAAAAAAGGGCUAUAACUUACAAACAAGAUCAUCAUGAGAGGGUAUUACCAAACACUUUAAAAAAAAAUUGUUAAAUUAUCGGAGUCAAUUACGUUUUAACUUAUAGUUAUAAUAGACGUUUUUAAGGAACGUCUUUUAUGUUAACGUUUUUAUGUUAACACAUUCCUGUGAUCAACAUAAAAAAGGGAAAAGGGAUUUCAUUCAUUAUUAAAGAUUGACCGGUUCCUAUUAAUAUGUACCGUUUAUUCAUGUAUAUAUAUGUUAAUAUUCACUUGAUAUAAUAUUAAGAUUCAAUCUCGCGUCGCAGACGCUUACUUACAUGCACCCCUUCACACUCGCUUUUACGCACACACAUACACAAUAAUUUUAUUCUACAUAAUACUUGGUUGAACAAAUGAUUAUACAAUGUGUGUCAAAAAGGUAUAACAACAGCUUAAAUAUGUGUAGUCUUGUAUGUAAGCAUGUAUGUAUAUGUAUAUAUAACAAAUUGCAGGGGUUUUUUUUACCUUCAAUUUUAGAGAAAAUGCUUGACCAU